GUGUCGCCGCUCGGCGCUGCCAUGCUGGCCCCCGCCGCCUGCCCGCCGCUGCUGCUGCUGCUCGCCGCGCUGCUCUGUGGAGCAGCGGGGGCCGCCCGAGUUAACAAGCACAAGCCAUGGAUUGAAACCACCUAUCAUGGCAUAAUUACAGAAAAUGACAACACGGUGCUCUUGGACCCCCCUUUAAUAGCCCUGGACAAAGAUGCCCCUCUGCGGUUUGCAGGUGAGAUCUGUGGAUUUAAAAUUCACGGGCAGAAUGUUCCCUUUGAAGCAGUGGUGGUGGAUAAAUCCACUGGUGAGGGAAUAAUCCGCUUGAAGGAAAAGCUGGACUGUGAGCUGCAGAAGGACUAUACCUUCACCAUCCAGCCCUACGACUGCGGGAAGGGACCAGACGGGGCAAAUUCCAAAAAAUCCCACAAAGCCACAGUCCACAUCCAGGUGAACGACGUGAAUGAGUACACGCCGGUGUUCAAGGAGAAGUCCUACAAGGCCAUGGUGAUCGAGGGCAAGAGGAACGACAGCAUCCUCAAGGUGGAGGCCGUGGAUGCAGAUUGUUCCCCCCAGUUCAGCCAGAUCUGCAGCUACGAGAUUGUGACUCCAGAUGUGCCCUUUGCCAUUGACAAGGAUGGUUAUAUAAAAAACACAGAGAAGCUGAGCUAUGGUAAAGAACAUCAGUAUAAACUGACAGUAACAGCAUAUGACUGUGGGAAGAAGAGAGCUGCUGAGGAUGUGUUGGUUAAAAUUAGCAUUAAGCCUACAUGCAAGCCUGGCUGGCAAGGUUGGAGCAAAAGAAUAGAGUAUGAGCCUGGCACUGGUUCCUUGGCUCUGUUCCCUGGGAUGCAUUUGGAGACGUGUGAUGAGCCAAUAACCUCCGUUGAAGCAACGGUUGAACUGGAAACCAACUAUAUUGGUAAAGGCUGUGAUAGAGACACCUACUCAGAGAAAUCCAUCCACAGGCUCUGUGGUGCUGCUUCUGGCACAGCUGAGCUGCUUCCCCCUCCUAGCAGUGCUGCAAACUGGACCGUGGGCCUUCCCACGGACAACAGCCACGACAGUGACCAGGUCUUCGAGUUCAACGGCACCCAAGCUGUGAAGGUUCCAGAUGGGGUUGUCACAGUCAAUAUGAAAGAGCCCUUCGUGAUUUCGGUGUGGAUGAGGCAUGGACCUGGAACCAGGGAGAAAGAGACAAUUCUGUGCAACUCAGACAAGACAGAUAUGAACCGGCACCACUACACCCUCUAUGUCCACAACUGCCAGCUCAUUUUCCUCUUCUGCCAGGACCCUUCGGGGAAAACCUACAAACCUGCUGAACACCCAGCUUUUGAAGUUCCUCAGUACAACAGAUAUGAGGUUCUGGAUGUGAAAGGCCAGUCAGUGGAUGAUGUGGACAACGGUCCAUCUACACCAGAGUUGCCAAGGUGGAGGCCAGUGAUGAGUGAUGUCCCUCAGGGCUCUGUCUUGGGACCGGUGCUCUUUAAUAUCUUUAUCAAUGACAUAGACAGUGGGAUCGAGUGUACCCUCAGCAAGUUUGCAGAUGGCAUGAAGCUGAGCGGUGCAGUUGACACAACAGAAGGAUGGGAUGCCAUCCAGGGGGACAUGGACAAGCUCAAGAAGUGGGCCCAUGAGAAUCUCAUGAGGCCAAGUGCAGGGACACACAUGUCGGCGGGGGCAGAAGAGAAGCCUCCACUUCCGCCCUGCAACGGGAGCAACCCUGGCCACCAAGCAACCGCCACAUGGCGGUUCCGCAACGGCUGUGCAGCAGGGGCGAGAGAGCCGCCCGACCCGGUCGAUGGCUCCGCCCACGGCGGCUUCGAGGGUCCGGAGCCGAAGCCGGGCUUCCCCUCGGCACCAGAGGCUCUGAAGCCCCGCGCUACCCCCCUCACCGGGGUGGCAACGGAAGCCACAAAAGCUGCAGGCAUCCAGAGUGCCCGCAACGGCUGGGACGGCAGGGACGGCUCCCGCCUCCGCCGGUCUCGUGGACGCGGCAGCGCCUGGAGUCCCCCUCUUCGUGUAUUCGGAGGGACCAGCCGGUCCCCAUCCUCGCCACUCGAGCCGCUGACAUAA
Molecule: messenger RNA, 2064 nt
Organism: Pseudopipra pipra
Lineage: Eukaryota; Metazoa; Chordata; Aves; Passeriformes; Pipridae
Product: calsyntenin-1-like
Biological process (GO): homophilic cell-cell adhesion; positive regulation of synaptic transmission; positive regulation of synapse assembly
Cellular component (GO): postsynaptic membrane; cell surface
Molecular function (GO): amyloid-beta binding; calcium ion binding; X11-like protein binding
Source: RefSeq, a predicted model, not a curated record